AUGUCAAAACCUUUCUCCUCAGACUCUACCACGGGCUCUACAACUAUUUUUAGCUCCCCAGCCUCUGUUAGGAGCUCCAUAACCAUCUUCGGCUCCCCAACCCCUACUAUGGGCUUCAAAACUGUGUCAGGCUCCCCAGGCCCCACUGCAGUCUCCGAAGCUGCGUCGGCCUCCCCAGGCCCCACUGCGGUCUCCGAAGCUGCCACGGCCUCCCCAGGCCCCACUGCGGGCUCCGAAGCUGCGACAGCCUCCCCAGGCCCCACUGCGGGCUCCGAAGCUGCGACAGCCUCCCCAGGCCCCACUGCGGGCUCCGAAGCUGCGUCGGCCUCCCCAGGCCCCACUGCGGUCUCCGAAGCUGCCACGGCCUCCCCAGGCCCCACUGCGGGCUCCGAAGCUGCGACGGCCUCCCCAGGCCCCACUGCGGGCUCCGAAGCUGCGACGGCCUCCCCAGGCCCCACUGCGGUCUCCGAAGCUGCCGCGGUCUCCGAAGCUGCCACGGCCUCCCCAGGCCCCACUGCGGUCUCCGAAGCUGCCACGGCCUCCCCAGGCCCCACUGCGGGCUCCGAAGCUGCGACGGCCUCCCCAGGCCCCACUGCGGGCUCCGAAGCUGCGACGGCCUCCCCAGGCCCCACUGCGGGCUCCGAAGCUGCGACGGCCUCCCCAGGCCCCACUGCGGUCUCCGAAGCUGCCACGGCCUCCCCAGGCCCCACUGCGGUCUCCGAAGCUGCGACGGCCUCCCCAGGCCCCACUGCGGGCUCCGAAGCUGCGUCGGCCUCCCCAGGCCCCACUGCGGUCUCCGAAGCUGUCACGGCCUCCCCAGGCCGCACUGCGGGCUCCGAAGCUGCGACGGCCUCCCCAGGCCCCACUGCGGGCUCCGAAGCUGCGACGGCCUCCCCAGGCCCCACUGCGGUCUCCGAAGCUGCCACGGCCUCCCCAGGCCCCACUGCGGUCUCCGAAGCUGCCACGGCCUCCCCAGGCCCCACUGCGGGCUCCGAAGCUGCGACGGCCUCCCCAGGCCCCACUGCGGGCUCCGAAGCUGCGACGGCCUCCCCAGGCCCUAGUGCAGUUUCCGCAGCUGUAACUUCUGUAACAUCUACACUUGCCUCCACCACCUCUCUUCCUGACUCUACAACCACUGCAACCGCCUCUGUGGUCUCUACCAAGGACUCUCCAGCUAGAACAGGCUCUCCAACAACUGGGAGAGUUCCCAGUACAAGCAGUAGUACCUCACCAGGCAGACCUGCUGGGCCUCUGCAGCCCUGGGCUAUUGCUCUCAUCUCUAUUGCCGCAACUGUUGGAGCUGUGGGUGCUGGUGUUGGAUUCUUCUAUUGCUUUAGAAAUAUUCUGUACCCGAGAAAUCCCAUCCCCACAGCCGUUUAUCAUCCUCACAGCCCCACCAUUGGCCUGGGCCAUGGGGUAAAUGGAUGGAAUGAUGGACUUCGUCCCAGAUGGGGCCAUAAUUGGUUCUGGAGAAGACCAGCACCCACAUCGGCCAUGAUGAUGAGUGGGAGAUACAAUGGAUCCUGA
This is a messenger RNA of Trichosurus vulpecula (common brushtail), 1527 nucleotides long. It is a transcript of the gene MUC21, whose product is annotated as mucin 21, cell surface associated. The transcript is spliced from 3 exons. The record is from RefSeq and is a predicted model, not a curated record. The coding region runs from base 1 to 1527 and encodes 508 amino acids. Lineage: Eukaryota; Metazoa; Chordata; Mammalia; Diprotodontia; Phalangeridae.